This is a messenger RNA of Cladocopium goreaui, 885 nucleotides long. The record is from the annotation of a GenBank genome assembly. Lineage: Eukaryota; Dinophyceae; Suessiales; Symbiodiniaceae.
AUGUAUAGAACUUGCCUAGCAUGCGUUGCUUGUGCUUCAUGUCAGUCUGUGCUUCCGCCAGAAACGCUAUUGGACUUCGAGCGCCACGGCCACACUGUCACACGGGGCCUCAUCUCUUCUGAGGAUUUCGCAUCACACGUGCCAAUGCUCUACAGGUAUGCCACAGAAAAGGAGUCAGCGUCAGCUGCUCAUGCUGCCAGCAUAAUGUCCGCCCAAGGCAUGACGGACCUGCAGCCACCAUUUUUGCAGACCUUCAACCCUCACAGGCAGUGCGCAAGUGCUUGGCGGUUGGCGUUGGCUUUGCUGUCGGCUGCAUGUGCCCUACUGGGAGCUGAACGCGUGCGCUUGUAUCAAACGUCGCUUUUCUGGAAGCGACCAGGUCAUGACUCCACAGCCUGGCAUCAGGAUCUCAUGACCGCUCCGAUCGCCACAAACGACUUCAUAACUGCGUGGGUGCCUUUGCAUCGUGUAGGAUGUAUUGAAGAGAGCCCCUUGCUCUUCCAGUCGCGCACUCACAAGGAUCUAGCUGCGCAGGUCCAUAGCGAGAACCUGGAGGAGCUUGGCAUCGAUCCCCUGGAUUGCCCCGGGCCUGGCCCGGAGUUUGGAGAUCACCAUGCCCCUUUGGAGGAAGGCGAUGUGACAUGGCACCAUGGAUGGAUUCAGCAUGGUGCUCCGCCAGUUGCCAGAGGCGAGGGCCGGUUGGCCUUCACAGCUUCCUAUUUUGUGGAUGGAGCUUUGGUGGUGCCACCAAUCGAGAUAGAGGAUGCCCCAUCCUUUUCCGAUUGGCUCCAAGACCUGCAUCCCGGCGACCUGGCGGAGCAUCCUCAGCUGCCAUUGCUAAGCCCAGAGGAUGCGGCGUUGCAAGCUCCUCCUGGAGCAGAUUGA